This is a messenger RNA of Limanda limanda (common dab), 2665 nucleotides long. RefSeq lists its product as uncharacterized. Bases 110 to 1039 code for a protein of 309 amino acids. The transcript is spliced from 8 exons. Gene Ontology annotation, cellular component: external side of plasma membrane. The record is from RefSeq and is a predicted model, not a curated record. Lineage: Eukaryota; Metazoa; Chordata; Actinopteri; Pleuronectiformes; Pleuronectidae. Gene Ontology annotation, biological process: immune response; cell surface receptor signaling pathway; cellular response to lipopolysaccharide.
CCAGGCAGGAACGCGGAUCCCUGACACCGCAGCACAGUUCGGUCAGUCCGCGUCUGGUACAGCAGCAGAAGGGAUCCUGUCUGUGGAGGAGCGCGUACUGGAACUGAACAUGGCCCUCAUUGGUAUCCUCUUCUUUAUUUUCACUGCGACAUCUGUUGGUGCACAGAAUGUUUUUGCGACCUUGGAAUACAAUACUGUAAGCUUCGGCAAGCAUGGCCAGCAGUCACUGCUGAAGCUUGUCGUCAAACCCAUAAAAGAGGCAGCGGACAUGGAAAUCGAAAUGGUCUCCUGGAAGAAAGAGGGUGUGGAGAAGCCCUUGCUGGUUUUUUAUGAAGGAGGAACGCCAUUGCGGAAAGACUACAUGUUUGCUGAGCCGUCCUGGAACAGUAAGAACAUGAACGUGUCCCUGCUCAUCACCAACACUAUGGUGGAACACGCUGGAGUUUACAUAUGCCGGGUGGGAACAAACUACGGCUAUUAUCAAAGGACCACCAACCUCACAGUCACAGCCAAAUACAGUGAACCAACUAUAAGCUCCGUCCCUGAGCAGAUUAAACCAAACACAGAUGCUGCCCUGAUAUGUAACUCGGACGGUGGCUACCCAAAAGGUGAGAUUCACUGGAUCGUCGAGCACGACACGGAGUGGACCGAAGGCUCUGAGAUGAAGGCGGAGCAAGGCCCGAGGGGUCUGUUUCACCUCUCCAGCAAGCUGACUCUGCUGCCAGGAUCCACCUUCUCCAAGUAUACCUGCGUGGUGGUCAAUGCCAGUGGCGGCAGAGAGGAGUGGACCGAAUUUGAAAUAGAGGACAAACCAAGAGUAAGAGAACAAGGAAGAGGAGAGGAAAAGUCUGGUUCAACCUCGAAAAUCGUCGCUCCUGUGGUGGUGAUCGGAUCGCUGAUCAUUGGAUUGCUGAUGGUGCUCCUUUACCUACGGCGCCGUCAGAAUGGCCCUUUGACAAACAAUGCAAGCGAGGAGGAGGAGGAGGAGGAGGAGGAGAAGGGUCCGCUUAAUAAAGACGACGAUGGCAGCCCGGUGUGAGGAGACACUUCAUGUCACAUGGAUGUACUAACUUACUGUCAACCUCUAAAUCAUCACUUCCUUGUGUGCUCUACUUCACAAUAUAACCAGGGAUUACUUGUAUUGUAUUACUCUGAUUCAUCAAAGGACAUGUACCACCUUUAUUUACCCACUGCAAUAUCCUUAAGGAGACACUUUUAAAAUCAAGUCUGAUUCUAAUACAGUGCAAAGGGCAAAUAGAGAUCAGGGAGUUGUGUUCAGGCUGUGAUAAACACAUCAGGAACUAGAGCGAUAUAAUAAUGCGAGGGCGUUGGACAUCUGAGUCAGUGCUGGUCGUUGGCUGGAAAAAGAUUGUAUGGAUCCCUCUUUGUUUAGGCUGAGCAGAAGCUGUGGAAAUAUGUAGAAGGAAUUUUUCUUUUCACUUUCUCACCCUCUUUAUCAGUGUUCUAUUGAUAGAGGCACAGUGUGUGUGUAUUUGUGCAGCGCGUGCACAUGUGUAUCUAUAGGUGAUGGGCAAUUUUGGUUCAAUACCGUCAUUGUGAGGACAUUUUGGCUGGUCCUCCCAAAUUCAAUGGGCUGUUUGAGGGUUAAGAUUUGGUCUUAGGGUUAGGGUUGGAAUGAGUGUGGAAAGUUUCAGGACAAUGUCAUGUCUGAGUUCAUGUCUGAAAGCAGCUCAUGCCUCAAUGCUUUCCUCGGCUGUUGCUCUCUGUAAUAGGCCCCCCGCGCUCCUGCUGAUAAUAUCAAACCAAAGCUUCAGUAAUCAUUAUUAUGCACGAGGCGGGACAGACCCAAAAUUGCACUUGUUGGUUUUUUUGUAGCGUAUUUUACGACCUCUAAAUGAAGAAUCACAAGAGAUUAUUACUCUUAAAUUACAUGAUUUAAGAUUAAGAUUAUAAAACACAUGUAGCAUAUAACUGUAUAUAGAAAUGUAUUGAAAGUCUUGAGGUCUUUGGUGUGUCUGAUUUUAAAAGAAUGCUACUGAGAAAAUCCAAACCUUGCUAAUUUCAUAUCCUCAUUCUAGCCACUGAGAAAGUACCGGUUGUACUUCCCAGAGUGUCACAUGAUCUCACUGUUUGGCCAAAGCGGGAUAGUAAAUGCUGUGUUUGUUUGACGAACUGCGACGUGUACUCAUUCGACAUUUGGCAGUAAAUGGCAGCUUAGCUUCACCCUCUGAGACAAGUCUUCAGUUUCAUUAUUAUCUCUAUCUGACGGCAGAUCAGGUCGUCCAUAUCUUAAGGAUUUGUGAAUCAUUUUGGCCUAAGUUGUAGCAGGUCACAAGGAAGCUUUAUCCUAGGUGUGGACUAAAACCACCUGUGACCUUUCUUGAUGCUUUGGGUCAAUCAUUAACUUUUAGUUUGGGAAAAACAGGAUCUGUAUGAACUUUGAAUAUCUCCUCUACUUUUAUGUUCUGGCAAUUUGAAAACCAUAACAUGAGCCUGCGAGAACUGUUUUGUAUAUACUGUAAUGUUUUUUUAAUUUUUUUAAUGAUUUUUGAUAAAAUUGUUGAGUCCUGCUGUGUGGAUGCAGAUUGCGUGUGAGGGUAAAAAUGAAAGCUGUGAUAGGACUGUAUACUUCUUGUUGUGAUUAACAUGAACUAUAGGAGCUGUGAUCUCUUAAUGUGACUCAAAUAAACCACAAACAAAAAGA